Molecule: messenger RNA, 4266 nt
Organism: Salvelinus namaycush (lake trout)
Lineage: Eukaryota; Metazoa; Chordata; Actinopteri; Salmoniformes; Salmonidae
Product: RIMS-binding protein 2-like
Exons: 17
Coding region: 4-3570 (1188 amino acids)
Biological process (GO): neuromuscular synaptic transmission
Molecular function (GO): protein binding
Source: RefSeq, a predicted model, not a curated record
CAUAUGCGAGAGGCUGCAGAGAGGAGGCAGCAGUUGGAAGAGGAGCAUGAGCAGGCCCUGGCUGUCCUCACCACCAAGCAGCAGGAGAUUCACCUUCUGCAGAGGGCUCAAGUUAAAGCUGAGAAAGAGCAUGAGGGAGCGGUCCACCUGUUAGAGGUCAAGGUUCGCGACCUGGAGCUGAAAUGCAGGUCACAGACUGAACAGUUUGUUCAGCUGUCCAAGGACCUGGAGGAUUUCCGUUUGGAGGCGGAUACUGUAGACAUCCUCAGCACUGAGCCUUUCUCCAAACACGACGUUCCCUUUCACCCGGAAAAUAAACUCUCCCAAAUCCUCAACGGACUGGCAGCCCAGGCAGGGAAAGGCGAUGAGAGCUCGGCAAACACUCGGCUGAUAUCCAAGUUCCUCCGCCCACUGCAGAUCGGAGACAGAGACAGGCCGGAGCUGCUGUCUGUCAAUCCCUCUGCCGUGACAACGAGCUGCCCCAGCAGCCCGCGGCGGGCGACUCCCUCAGAGAUGGAGGAUGAGAUCCGUCGUGCACCCAGGUCCAAGCCUCGCUACACUGGCGCAGUCCGUCUAUGCACCGCCCGCUACAGUUACAACCCUUAUGAUGGACCUAAUGAGCACCCAGAGGCAGAGCUCCCCCUGGUGGCUGGGAAGUACCUGUAUGUGUACGGCACGAUGGAUGACGACGGCUUCUACGAAGGGGAGCUGCUGGAUGGCCAGCGAGGACUGGUCCCCUCCAACUUUGUGGAGUUUGUCCAAGACAAGGAGAAACCAUCCAUCCAGCCAGGGGACACAGGGGAGGACCUGGGCUCUCUGGACAAUACCUCCCUGGGCCUAAUGGGGGCCGAUGGAGGGCCCCCUCAGGAUGGGCUACUGGGCUCCACCAACCCACUGGGCCCCUGCAGCAACGGCACAGGCCCCCUGGACCCUGAGGAUCUGUCUGAUGACAUUGUGCCUUACCCCCGGAGGAUCACCCUAAUCAAGCAGUUGGCCCGUAGCGUCAUUGUGGCCUGGGAGCCCCCCAUGGUGACCAUGGGCUGGGGAAACAUCAGCUGCUACAACGUGCUGGUGGAUGGCGAGGUGCGUGCCAGCGUGCCCUACGGGGGCAGGACCAAGUCUUUGUUGGAGAAGCUGGAUCUGGACACGUAUACGCACCGCGUGUCCGUGCAGAGUGUGACAGACAGGGGACUGUCGGACGAGCUACGCUGCACCCUGAUGGUGGGAGCCAACGUGGUGGUGGCGCCGUACGGCCUGCGUGUGGACGACAUCCUGCGCGACUCGGCCGAGCUCUCCUGGUUGCCCAGCAACAGUAACUAUGGGCACACGGUGUUCCUGGAUGGGGCGGAGCAUGCGGUGGUGCGGCCGGGGAGGUACAGGCUGCGCUUCGUCAACCUCAAGGCCAUGACGGUGUACAAGGUGAGGGUGGUGGCCCGGCCACACCAGGUGCCAUGGCAACUGCUCAUGGAGCAGAGGGAGAAGAAGGAGACUGCUGUGGAGUUCUGCACACAAGCUGCUGGCCCCCCAUUACCCCCUCAGGAGGUGCAGGUGCAGUGUGGCCAGGCCCCAGGGGUCCUGCAGGUGCGCUGGAAGCCCCCUGUCCUCUCACCCACCGGAACCUCCAAUGGAGCCAGCGUCAUCGGAUAUGCAGUCUGCACUAAAGGACAGAGGAUAGCGGAGGUGUUAUACCCCCUGGCUGACUAUGUAACAGUGGAGCUGAACAGGAUCCAGUGUCUGGAGGCCAGGGAGGUCAUCGUCAGGACGUUGUCAGCACAGGGAGAGUCCCAGGACUCCCAAGUCGCCCCCAUUCCAAACAACCUACUGGUGCCUCUUCCUCACAAUGCCCCCCUGCCCCCUCCGCACCUACACGCAGGGCCCCCUCCACCUCACCCCCAUGCCCCCCCACCCCACCUCCAGUCACCUCACCUCCCCCACCCCCAACUACCCAUGCCUCACCCCCAGCCUCUCUCACCCCUGCCUCACACACAACCCCUCCCUAACCACCCUCCUCACCCUCAACCCCAGCCACACCUCCAACCCCUGCAACCUCAUCCUGUCUCCCAGCCCCAGACUCACCAACAGCCUCACCCCCCUCACCCUGGUGGUCCUCCACAGCCACUGCACCUCCAGCCUCACCCACCUCACCCAAUGCCCCAGCACCGCCUACCCCUGCUGCCUCAUCCCCCCCCCCAGCUCCACCAGAGACCAGUUAGUGCCAGAGACCUGGAACCGAAAGAGCAGGUGGCCCACCAUGGGGGAAUCCCCAGCCAGCCCUGGGACCCUACCUGCUCCCCCUCCGGCCAGCCUCCUCCUACCCCCAUGCACGGACACACCCUGGAGGCGCCCCCCUCUGCUAACCUGCGCUCGCCCUCCCCCCAGAGGAUCCUGCCCCAGCCCAGGGGCACCCCCAUCCCAGACCAAAUGGCCAAAGCCAUCGCCCGCAAGGCAGCACAGAGGGUGGCUGCAGAGAGUGGCAGAAUGGAGAGGAGAGUCAUCUACAAUGAGCAGUGUCAGGCCUUCCACCAACAGAACUCAGACGAGGAGGAGGAGGAUGAGGAAGGGAAAGGUCGAAGCCGCAGGAGACAGGGGGCCUCAGUGGAUGAGUUUCUCAGAGGGUCCGAGCUGGGCAGGCCGGCCCACUACAGCCACAGUGAGGAGUACCACAGUGACAGCAGCCGGGGCUCUGACCUUUCUGACAUCAUGGAGGAGGAUGAGGAGGAGCUCUACUCUGAGAUGCAGCUGGAGGAGGGACGACGACGCAACUCCCACAAUGCACUCAAGAUUGGGAACACCCUCUCCGGGGGUCGGCUGGAUCGGGAGACGGGGAGAAGAAUGCCCCGAGACGGUCCACAGCCCCAGAGACGCCCUCUCAUGGUGCCCUCCAUUGAGGGAUACAGGGACCGGGAACGCCGCUCCCCUCCUAACUACGAUGAGUCGGAACCAGAGGAAUCCUUCCGGAUCUUUGUGGCUCUGUUUGACUACGACCCCCUGUCCAUGUCUCCCAACCCGGACGCAGCAGAUGAGGAACUGCCCUUCAAAGAGGGCCAGAUCAUUAGGGUAUAUGGUGAUAAGGACACAGAUGGUUUCUACCGAGGGGAGAUCAGGGGAGGCAGGAUGGGGCUCUUGCCCUGCAACAUGGUGUCAGAGAUCAGGGCUGAGGACGAGGAGACCAUGGACCAGCUCAUCAAGCAGGGCUUCCUCCCGCUCAACACACCAGUGGAUAAAGUAGGAAUAGGGCAGGACAGACGAGGCUUCCGCCAGCACCAGGCCACCAGGAGGAUGGUGGCCCUCUACGACUAUGACCCCAGAGAGAGCUCCCCCAAUGUGGACGUGGAGGCUGAGCUGACCUUCUGUGCUGGUGACAUCAUCUCUGUAUUUGGAGAGAUUGAUGAAGACGGGUUCUACUAUGGUGAAAUCAAUGGCCACCGCGGCCUCGUCCCCUCUAAUUUUCUAGAAGAAGUGCCUGACGACGUGGAGGUGUACCUGACGGACACUCCUUCUCACUAUGCCCAGGACGAGCACGCCAACCGGGCAGAGGCCAAAAGGGUACAUCGCCGCUCUCAGCGCUAGGCCCUCUGUCCAUCCAUCCUCCGUCUCUCUUGAUUUACGUCUCGCUUUCUCCAAUUGCCGUCUGUGUUCUGUGUGUGUGUGUUGUCCGUGUUUGACAGUGACAGUGGUGAACAUACAAACCUUAUCCCCCGCCUGGUGAAAGGGACAAACACAGUCAUACCUUCUGAUUGUUAGAAAGGAAGAAGCCAAGGCCAAAGUGGACAGAGAAAUAGAACACUUGACCUAUGUCAGUACGGGGCAGGUGAUAUUCACAUAGCAGUGACAAAGGACAGUGGAUAUUUGAAAAAGGUUUAAGUCAUUAAUUGGGUACCCUCUUUGCACUGAAACACUAAACCAAACGCUGGAUAUUGUGUCUAUUAAUAGUGCUUUAUGAACACCUCUGAAGAGUUCCUGAUUUCUAUCAGUUGUUCUCCAAUGGAAGUAAAGGAUUUGAGUAAACUGUAGGGGUUGAUAAUAUAGCAAAGCAUGCCUUUUUCAAAAAUAAACUUGAUACCUUUUAUAUAAUAGUAGACUUUAUUGGCCCAACUGCUGUAUUUCCUGGGAGAGGCUUUGUUUCUUUUUGUAUACUGCACACACUUAAAAUAUAUAUUUUUCAGGCCUGGUGAAAUUGGAUAGAUAUGCCAUGUUUGAUCUAAACCAGAAGAAAUAACAGCCACAGUGAGACAUCCAUACUGUAAUGGUACAAUGGGAAAAUAA